AUGAAUAAAGAUAAUAAAAAAUCUUUCGCAAAGAGAGAACAAGAGGAAGCAAUUUUUGACAAACUUGAUGUUAAACUUUACAAGCAAGGUCCACCACGCCUGGGUUGGUUGUAUAACGCGAGCCAGGAAUUAGUACAAACUGGUAACCAUGAAACAGGACAAUCUACCUUAGACUUGUUUUUCCUUGAAUCUAACGGAGUUACAAGAACCCAUUUUCGUUGUACAUUAAAAUUUUAUCCUUAUUUUUAUGUGCAAUGCCUGCAUAACAAAGAAAACGAUGUUCUAGAAUAUCUUCAAAAGACUUUCGAAAAAUAUAUUUACAAGAUUACUGUAAAAAUAAAAAAAGAUUUAAAGAAGCCAAAUCAUCUUGUAAAUGGAGAUCAAAAAUGUGUCAAACUUGAAUUCUGGAAUACACAAGAUUUAACCAUGGUUCGAAAUAAAUUGAUAUACAUUGUGAAAGGGAACCAAAAAAAAUCAGACAGAAUUAAUAUUUACGAAACACAAACACAAACACAACCAAAUAGAAAAUCAAAAACAAAAGAGCAAAAAGAAAAACCGGUGGAUCAUAUUUUCGAUAUUCAAGAAUAUGAUAUACCACAUUAUCAACGUGCUGCUAUAGAUCUAGAUAUUAGAAUUGGAUUAUGGUAUAAAAUUCAAUGUGAAGAUGAUCAGAUUUCAUUACAAUACCAAGAAACCAUGAAGCAAAGUCCCAUCCCAAUUAUACUUGCAUUCGAUAUUUUGACCACAAAAAGACCUUUAAAUUUUCCGGAUCCUGAUUCAGAUUCAAUUAUGAUGAUAUCAUAUAUAAUAAACAAUCAGGGAUAUGUUAUCACUAAUCGUAAAAUUGUAUCGGAAGAUAUUAGAAGUAUUAAAUAUAUUCCACCUCGUGUUCAUGAAUAUCAAUUCAAUGUAUUUAAUGAACGUGAUGAGGUAGCCGUAAUUUCACGAUUUUUCUUGCAAGUACGUAAAGAAAAGCCAACGAUCAUCACCACAUUUAAUGGUGAUGCAUUCGAUUGGCCUUUCAUUGAAAAACGGUCCGAAUUAUAUGGAUUAAAUAUGCAAAAGGCAAUUGGUUUUACUAAAACCAAAGGAUUUGAAAAAGAUGAAUAUAUAAGCAAAAUAAGCAUAAAUAUUGAUUGUCUCUUUUGGGUUAAGAGAGAUAGUCAUCUUCCUCCUAACAGUCAAAGUCUUAAAAGUGUAGUCGAAUCAAAAUUAGGAUAUAGUCCUGACGAUCUAGAUCCUGAAAUUCUGACUGAGUGUGCAAAAAUCAAUCCACAAACGUUGGCACAUUACUCAAUGUCUGAAACAGCAGCUACAUAUUAUCUUUAUAUUCAACAUAUUCAUCCGUUUAUCUUUUCUCUUUGUUCUAUCAUUCCUAUGAAUCCAGAAGAGAUUCUCAGGACACCACAUCGAGAAAAUAUCAUUAUACCCCAAAAAUACGAAAAUAAAGAAGAAAGAUUUUUCAAUGAUCAUUUUCUUCAAGAUGAAUCAUUUAUCGGUGGUCACACUGAGAUUUUAGAAACCGGGGUAUUUAGAUCUGACUUACCCGUAAAUUUUAAAAUUGAGCCUCAAACCAUUGAAAAAUUAAUAUUUGAAAUCGAUAAUCUUUUAAGUUUCUCAAUCUGGGAAUCUUUCAGAAAAACAGAUAAAAACUUAAAGGAUUCUGCAUUUAAUGUUCAUGAUAAGAUUCGUUCCCUGAUUUUAUCUUCGUUGGAAGAAAUUAAAUGUAUUAAACAACCUUAUGAGAGGUUACCACUCAUAUAUUGUCUGGAUAUUAAUUCUAUGUAUCUCAAUAUCAUUCUCACGAACCGACUUCAACCUGGAUCUAUGAUCACCAAAGAUUUAUCUCAGAAAUCUGAUUUUAAUAUUCCUGGAAAAAUUUGUGAUCGUAAGAUGAAAUGGUUCUGGCGUGCUGAAUUUUAUCCUGCAAACAUGUUUGAAUACGAAACGAUCAAGAAACAAUUAAAUGUCGAAAAGUUCCCUCCAAAACUUCCAGGAGGAAAUUUACGUUCAUAUCACCAAUUAUCAUCCGAUGAACAAUUAUCAAUUUUAAAGAAUCGUCUUGAUGAAUUUUGUCUGAAAGAAUAUCAAUCAAAGAAAGAGAUGGAAGUACGUGAAAAGCAAGCUUUAAUUUGUCAACGAGAAAAUCCAUUUUAUCUAAAUGCUGUUCUUAAUUUCCGUGAUUUGUUACAUAAAUACAAAGCUGUCGUCAAAGAUUGGAAAAACAAGUUAUCAAGUGAUAUCAAGAAAAAGGAUCAUUCCUUGAUUGAAGAAUCAAAGAAAAUGAUUAUUCAAUAUGAUACUCUAUAUUUAGCACACCAAAAUAUUUUCAAUUCCUUUUAUAAAUCUAUCGUAUGCAAAGGUUCCAGGUGGUAUUCAAUAGAAAUGGCUGGAGUCGUAUGUGACAUUGGUUCAAAUAUAAUAAAAAUGGCUCGAAAAUUAAUCGAGAAAAUCGGUCGGCCACUCAAGAUUGAAACUGACCGUAUCUGGUGCAUACUUCCUUCGAAUUUCCCAGAAAAUUACACGUUUAAUUUAUCAUCUGGAAAUUCUAUUACAAUAUCCUAUCCGCGCACUAUUCUAAAUUAUUUAGUACACCUUCAUUUCACUAAUGACCAAUACUAUAAUUUAUCAACGAAUAAACAAAGAAAAGAAAACAAUCUAUUCUUUGAUAUCAACGGUCCUCAUCGAGCUAUAAUAUUACCCUCACCUUCACAUGAAAAUACGAAUACGCGCAUCUCGGAAGAACAUGUCAUUUUUAAUAAUAGUGAUGCUGAUGAAUUACAUGAAUCGAAAGGAUUUGAAAUAAACAGUUACGGAGGAUUUAAGUUCAUUAAAAAUUUUCAGAAAGACAUAUUUAAAGCUUUUCUUAAAGGAGAAACUUUAGAAGAAUGUCAUUUUGAAGUUAGAAAGGUCGCGAAUACUUAUUUGGACAUUAUAAAGCAUAAGGGUUCUUCUAUUACCGAAAAAGAAGUGAUAGAAUAUUUUAGUGAGGAACGAAGCAUGUCACAUUCCUCUGAAAAUUCUGAACAAAAGUUGAUGAUAAUCACUGCUUCAAAACGCUUAGCCGAGCUCAUAGGCGAUCAGGUUAAAGCAAACAAAUUGAUUUGUCACUAUAUUGUCUCCUCUAAACCUUCAGAUUUGUUGGUUAGUGAACGUGUUAUUCCGGUUGCAGUGUUUUUCUCUGAAGAUGAUAUAAAAAUGAAAUAUUUAAGAAGAUGGAUAGAAAAUCAUAGUGCGAAUGAUUUUAAUGUGCACAACAUAUUGGAUUGGGAAUAUUACAAAGAAUGUUUAACAAAAAUUAUUCAGAAAUUUAUUACAAUCCCUAAAAACGUUCAGGAUAACAAACGUAAAAGGGUAGAUGAAAUAAUAUCCGAAGAAAAUAAUUCAUUUCAAAAUAUUAAAACAAAUACUUAUAAAAGACGUCGAAUUAGUAAAAAUAUUUCAGAUGAAUCUGAACCUUCGUUAGAAAUUCUUUUUAUUAAUAAAGAAAGUGUCUGGGAAAUCAUUCAGAUAAUUGAAACUGAUACACCCGGAAAAUUUAUUAUGUGGAUUCUUGUAGGAAGAGAAAUUCAAAUUAUUCAUCUUAAUGUAUCAAGACGAUUCUACAUUAAUUAUAAAUUAGAUACCUUUCCUACUAAGAUUAAAGAUAUGAUUAAAUCAAAUGGAAGUAUAACCAAAGUUAAUCGGAUUUUACCUGAAUCUCAUAAACAAUUUAACUUAUUUGAAGUGACCAUGCAGGAAUCUACUUAUCAAGAAAAUUCGGUGAUACUUCAAGAUAUUUUCAAUGACCCACUUAUUGAAGGUGUUUAUGAAAAUCAAAUCAAUCUUUUGGAUCGAGCAUUAAUAGAGGUUGGGUUUAUGAUCGAUAAAUGCUUAAUAGAACCUAAUGUGCUUAAAGAUUCAAUUACAAAUGGGUUGGAUAUUAGAGAUAUUGGAAAAUGCGAAAAUUUACCUGCCGAUUUAUAUUUAAUGGGAGAACCAACGGAACGACCUAUUAAUUUUUUAUAUUUAUAUCAUGCAGUGUCAGAAGAUAAUAACCAUUUAUAUGGUCUAUUUUCUUCUUGCGAUAAUAAGGUGCACGUGUUUUACGUGGGCCUUAAAGCUGUAGCAAUGAAAUAUUCCGAAGAAAGAUAUGCGUUUAUGUACAAGGAAUUUAUUGAAAGUAUUGGCGAAAUUGAAACUUCUGCCAAUAUUUUUAAAAUUCAAAAUGAGAUAGAGAUUAAAAUAACAUAUCUUAUUAGAGACAUUAAAGAAUUUGCGAAAGCAUUAUCAAAUGAAAUCAAGAAACAUGAACAAGCUAGAUACGGACCAACGAUUCUUGUUUUACAAUCAAAUUAUAGUUCGGGUGAAUUAAUUGGGCAAGGGGUAGAUAUUUUACGAAAAUUUCCCACAAUAAACAUUAUGUCAUGUGAUAGAUUUAACACAUUCAGUAGUGCGGCAGAACCAAUGUUUGCUAGAUAUAUUCAAAUUAAUUCAAUAAUUAAUAAUUUAAUUGAGAAAUCAAGACAUUUGAAAUUACCUCUUUCAUUAAUUGUAAUGAUAGCCAUAACCGGUUCAAGUUAUGCCGCUCCAAUUAUUCCAAUUAUUCGUGAAUAUAAUGUUGAAGAGACCCUUGCUUGGGAAAUUAUUUAUGUUUAA
This is a messenger RNA of Diversispora eburnea, 4638 nucleotides long. The record is from the annotation of a GenBank genome assembly. NCBI's taxonomy places the organism in Eukaryota, Fungi, Glomeromycota, Glomeromycetes, Diversisporales, Diversisporaceae.